Penaeus indicus is the source of this 666-nucleotide messenger RNA. RefSeq names its product opsin Rh3-like. The transcript is spliced from 4 exons. Gene Ontology annotation, molecular function: G protein-coupled photoreceptor activity. The record is from RefSeq and is a predicted model, not a curated record. The annotation marks the transcript as partial. Gene Ontology annotation, biological process: phototransduction; G protein-coupled receptor signaling pathway; cellular response to light stimulus. NCBI's taxonomy places the organism in Eukaryota, Metazoa, Arthropoda, Malacostraca, Decapoda, Penaeidae. Gene Ontology annotation, cellular component: plasma membrane.
CACAGGACCAUCACCAACCCCCUGGAAGGACGCCUGACCAGCGGCCAGGUGACGGCCAUCCUGUUCUUCAUCUACGCCUGGAUCACGCCCUGGGUCCUUAUGCCCUUCCUCGAGAUCUGGAACCGAUUUGUCCCCGAGGGAUACCUGACGAGCUGUACCUUCGACUACAUGAGUGAAGGUUCUAAGUUCUACGUCGUCGGCCUCUGGUUCUGCAUGUGGCUCCUUCCUAUGCUCAUCAUCACUACCUGCUAUUACCUCGUGUAUUCCCACGUCGCCGCCCACGAGAAGUCUCUGAAGAAACAGGCCAGCAAGAUGAACGUGGAUUCCCUGCGAUCCGGCGACAAGACCAACAUGAGGCAGGAGGUACGUGUAGCCAAGGUCGGGGCCACUCUCACGUCGCUCUUCCUUAUCUCGUGGACGCCCUAUGCCGUGGUCGCCUUCACCUGCACCUUCGGGAGGCCGGAUCUGGUGACGCCCUUCGUGUCUAUGAUUCCUGCCUGUACCAGCAAGACUGCGGCUUGUAUCGACCCCUUCGUCUACGCCAUCAACCAUCCCAAGUACCGCAUCGAACUCGGCAAGAAGAUGCCUUGGUUCUGUGUCCACGAGAAGGAGGAGACCAGCGCACCAUCCGAAACUGUCUCCAAGGAAGCACCUGCUAAUGCCUAA